Huiozyma naganishii CBS 8797 is the source of this 255-nucleotide messenger RNA. RefSeq names its product Yos1p (gene YOS1). The record is from RefSeq and is a predicted model, not a curated record. Lineage: Eukaryota; Fungi; Ascomycota; Saccharomycetes; Saccharomycetales; Saccharomycetaceae. Gene Ontology annotation, cellular component: endoplasmic reticulum membrane; COPII-coated ER to Golgi transport vesicle; Golgi membrane. The transcript has 3 exons. Bases 1 to 255 code for a protein of 84 amino acids. Gene Ontology annotation, biological process: endoplasmic reticulum to Golgi vesicle-mediated transport.
AUGUUGUUUGGUUUGGGCAAGCUCUUCUAUGUUAUACUGCUACUGGUUAACUCCAUUGCGGUUUUGAGCGAGGAGCGGUUUUUGAGUAGAAUUGGUUUUGGUAGAAGUUCCAGCGAUACGGCCGUGUUUGGCCAGCAGGAGGGAACAGCAAAGUCAAAGGUUGUUCAACUAAUUGGAGCUGUUCAGACUCUGCUAAGAAUACCUCUUAUUGGUAUCAAUCUGCUAGUGAUCGUCUACGAAUUACUGUUAGGUUGA